This is a messenger RNA of Lindgomyces ingoldianus, 408 nucleotides long. RefSeq lists its product as uncharacterized. The transcript has 5 exons. The record is from RefSeq and is a predicted model, not a curated record. Bases 1 to 408 code for a protein of 135 amino acids. NCBI's taxonomy places the organism in Eukaryota, Fungi, Ascomycota, Dothideomycetes, Pleosporales, Lindgomycetaceae.
AUGUCACAAGCAAGCAGUCUAUACAAGCAAAUAGUCUACGAUAUUGAAAUUUUAGCAGCUUGUACUUUAAUAAAUGUUGCGUUUGCCAAAAGCUCAAACCGUAGAACAAGAGAGGUGAAACAUGGUGAAACAACCUCAACACACCCUUCCUCUUUAGCCCAAGCAACAGAACUUAGAGACAGAUCUAAAUGCAAGUGGAGUAGGGAGAGCAGGGAUGCAAAAAUUUUCGGUCCCCGUAUCGGCUCCGACUCUGGCUCGACUCUGGCUCGACUCUGGCUCGACUCUGGCUCGACCCUGACUCGACCUGGCCCCGACUCUGCCCUGCCCCUGCUGUACCCCUAUUCCUCCAUGUAUUUAGUCGCACCUCGCCCCUGUUCCAAGUCCCCACGCACUCCCAUAUGCCUCUGA